UAAUAAUGAAUAAGUAUGAAAUCAUGGGCGUAGUUGGAGAAGGAGCUUAUGGGAUAGUGUUAAAAUGUAAAAACAAGGAGACUAAUGAAUGGGGUUAGUUAUUUUUUUGUAUUUUUUAAAGUGGCUAUAAAAAAAUUUAAAGAAACAGAGGAUGAUGAAGCAGUAAAGAAAAGUAUUCAAAGAGAGGUGAAAAUGCUGAGAAUGUUAAAGCAUCCAAAUAUUAUUUAAUUGAAGGAAGCGUUUAAGAAGAAAGGCAAAAUAUUUCUAGUUUUUUAAUUCGUUGAUAGAAACCUUUUAGAAUUACUAGAGGAGAGAAGAACUUUAGAUGUAUGAUAAUAGUAGUUUAAAAUAGUAAGAUAGUAUAAAAAGAGUAAUAUUUUAAUUGGUUCUUGCAGUGCAUGCUUGUCAUUCUGUAGGAAUAGCACAUCGAGAUAUAAAGCCUGAAAAUUUACUGAUUGACAAUGAACUAAAUUUAAAGUUAUGUGAUUUUGGUUUUGCAAGAGUAAUGUAUCUCUAAUGAAUAGACAAUAUAAAGUUAAGAAUAAUUGACUGAUUAUGUGGCUACAAGAUGGUAUAGAUCUCCUGAAUUACUAAUAUCCAAUAAUUAUGGAAAAUAAGUAGAUAUAUGGGCUAUUGGUUGUAUUAUGGGAGAAUUGAUAGAUGGUUAACCAUUAUUUCCAGGUGAAAAUGAGAUGGAUUAAUUAUAUCUUAUAUAAAAGAUAAUAGGUCCAUUAACAUAAGAAUAGAUGGAGAAAUUUUAAAAGAAUUAAAGAUAUAUUGGAAUGAAGUUUCCAGAAAUUGUUAAAUCAGAAACUAUUGAAAAGAGAUAUUCUGGUAAAAUGUGUAAUAAAGGUCUUAAUUUUUUAAAAAUGUGUUUGAUUAUGGAUCCAAAUAAGAGGAUGACUUCCUUAGAGUGUUUAGAACAUCCUUAUUUAUUAGAUCUAUGGAAUAAAGAAAAUGAUGUUAGACCUAAAAGUAAUUUUUAAAGAAGAAUAAGUUGUGAAAGAGAUGAUUCUAAACCUAGUAUCAUUAAUCAAUUUGAUUUUUAUGAAUAAAAACCUAAAAAAAUUCAAGAAAAAGCCAUUCCAUAAACUAUUCAAAAUCAAUCACUUAUCUAAAAAUAAGUCUAUAAUUAUAAAAUCGGAGAUGAAAUAACUGAAGUAACCAAAGAAGCUGAUGACACAAAAUCAUAAAUGCAUAAAACAUUCAAUUAAUCAUUCAAAAUCAAAUUUAAUGAAACUCUUCCAUAAAGUAGAUUAGGCUCUGAAUAAGACAAAAGAAUUAAUAGAGUUAUUGGAUUACCAGGCUUAAAAGAAGAUCCUAAACAACAAUAAUUUUAAUAAUAGUAACAAUAGUAAUAAUAAUAAUUAUUGUAAUAAUAAUAGUAACAGUAAUAAAACAAUCUUAAUAAAUCUCCAAAUAAAAGAACAUCCAUAUAAUAACCAUCAUUCUAUGUUUAGGUACUCAUAUUUUUUAUUUCUUCAGGGAUAGUAUAAUUUGUAACCUUAAAAACUUAAUCUAGUUUAUAAUGCUAAUACUUAUAAUUAUUCAAUUAAGAAAUCGUACAUCUCAAAAAAAUGA
Paramecium sonneborni is the source of this 1581-nucleotide messenger RNA. The record is from the annotation of a GenBank genome assembly. NCBI's taxonomy places the organism in Eukaryota, Ciliophora, Oligohymenophorea, Peniculida, Parameciidae.